AGUGAUACAGCGAGUGGGAAGGAGUGUAGAGAGUGCCUGACUGUCUUCACUCAGAACCACAACACCGACGUAACAUGGCUAGUAAAGACCUUAUCAGAGACGUCAUCCUUUCAGUAUGUUACUGUGUGCUGCUACAUUUCUCACCUUGCAGAAGAUGUCUGGAAAUCUUUGGUUUAUGAAUCCUCCAUCGUUACUUUGCAUCUCUUAUGUUCUUCGUGGGACCCUCUGCUAGACCUGACUGAUCUGAAGGAUUUCCUGGAUUACAGCCGAGCAAAACUGGGUUCAGAAAACCUAAAAGUAGUGAUAACUGGUGUGGAGAAUAUACAUUUGGAGAGACAGAUUACAGCCUGGUGGAUGACGGGGAGAUACCAGGACUGUGAACACUUGACACUCAGCAAAGCAGAAAUUAAAUCUCUGACUGAACAUAAAAUAAACCCUCUAUCAGUGGAGAGAAGAAUGGCCAAUAAACUCCGACACAUCCACCACAUCCUAAAGGAGGCUUCAGAGAAAUACAAUAAACGGAUAUUAGAGCUUUAUCAUGGAUUUUCACGUGAGUUAAAUGACUCACUUGGGAUUGUCUCCAGAUCAACAAAUAGUGAUUUUUCCUGGAUAACGGAACUCCUUCAUUCAGAUAAUUUCAAGGAUCUUGGUUUAGAUGUCAAACCAUUUACUAUCGACAAUGGUCUAUUCUACAGUGGGCUUUACUUCUUUGCUUUCUUGUACUUCAUCAAGAAGAGAGGACAAAUCGAUGAGGCCGAUGCAGAGGAUAUGCAGAUGAUACAAAAGUACAAAAGUCAUUUUGGGAAGGAUAAUAUGAUCAUAGUAAUAGAUAACGUGGAGGACAGCAGUGAUCAGCAGAAGAAACAAAUAUUGAAAAGUUAUCCUGACAUAGAAGAUUUGUACCACAAUAUCUUUUUAUUUAGUCAUCAGGAAAAGUCAUCAGAAUAUGAAACCUUAUUGUCCGCUCUGCUGAACAUCAAUAUAACUCGUCCACAACAAGCUGGAACACUGAUGCCUAUCCAGAGGAAUUAUAUACCUCCCACGCAAGAAAAUGAAAAAGUUAAACCAGCAAUACCAUCCAGACAGAAAUUUGCUGCUGUUACCCCGGAACUUCGGUAUUUCUAUGAAUUACCGGAAGCUUGGCACGUGUAUUGUUAUAAACAACAAGAAGUUUGAUAAAAGCACAGGU
Molecule: messenger RNA, 1189 nt
Organism: Staurois parvus
Lineage: Eukaryota; Metazoa; Chordata; Amphibia; Anura; Ranidae
Source: the annotation of a GenBank genome assembly